UGGCGGGCGGCUCCACGGCAAUUAAUUGCGGCAGCAUGUUUGGCGACAACGAACAGCACCGCAUCUGCAGUGCGUGCGUCGCCAAGGACGGCAAGCGCAAGGCGCCACCAGCUGACACCGGUGGAAGGGGACAAUCUAAACGCCCGAAGGUCACGAAUGGGGGUAGUAAGAAGUCUCAGCCUUCUCGUAAGGGGCCUCGUGCGCGGCCGGAUUUGAACGCCAAGCUUGAGAUGCUGAAGCUCAUGGACGCCAAGGUCACUCAUGAGCAGAUAGCGGACCGCUUCGCGUGCUCGGUACGGCUGGUCCGGAAUGUGAAGAAAAACCGGCAGAAGCACGAGGCCGAGGCUGCUGCAGGAGGCGGAGGAAGCAAGAAAAGUCUACGUAAAGGCGACUUUCCGGCGGUGGAAGCCAUAGCUCUCGACCUACUCGAGAAAGCCCGGAAGGCCAAGAUGCCCGUCACACGCGAAGUCCUUCGAAGCUUCGGCCGUUCCGCGAGGGCAACCCUGCUUGGAGAUCCCGCAGCUUCUAAGGAGGUGAAGGCGAGGGUCCAGGAUUUCAAAGCCGGUGAACGGUGGGCCCAAAACUUCGUGAAGCGCAACAACAUCCAGAGCGCGCGACCUCAUGGCGAGGCUGGUAGCGUCGACAAGGAGGCCAUCGAGGCGGCUAUGGAGGAACUCAAGGCCCUUUGCGCGAAGUAUUCGGCUAGGUUCAUCUUCAACGUCGACGAAACAGGCCUCCAGUGGAAGCUCAUGCCCAGGCGCACGUACCUUUCCACCUCCGAGGAGCAGAAGACGGCGCGGGGCUCCAAGGGCAUGUUCUUCAAGGAUCGACUGUCUGCCAUCAUGUCCGCCAAUGCCGACGGUACUGCGAAUGUCCCAAUGGCCAUCAUCGGGAAGGCAAAGGAACCCCGCUGCUUCAAGGACACGCCUUCACCUCUGAAGUACUUCUCGCAGGCCAACGCGUGGUCCGACACCAACACGUUCCAUGAUCGGGGGCAAGUUACCACCAAGUUCUACCCUCCGCUGUGCACCUCCGUACACCAGCCCAUGGACAUGGGGAUCAUAGCCAAGACGAAGCGCAACUACAGGAAGGAGCUGCUCGACGUGAAGGUAUCAACCAUGUGCUUUGUCAAAGCCAACACGCUUCCGGAGGAGAUGGCGGCUGAGCUCACCAAUCAACAUGGAAAGGCCCGGUUCCAGAUCGCCGAGCCUGACUUGAAGGCUCUCACGGAGACUGUCAACAAGUUGAGCACGAGCGUGCACGAGGCGCAGCAGCAGGGAUCCCGAAUCGACGACGAGGACAUCGUCGAACUGUUGGCGGAACUCCGCAUCGAACCCGGAAAGCGGAUCGAGGAGGAAGUGGUGAACGCGAUUCAGGGGUGGGCUACUAUCGAGGACGAUGAUGAAGUCGUUGGGGCUAUCAGACUGGAUACGGUGGACGACAUGACGGCACAGCUGAAUGGGGGUUCCGUGGAAUCCGUGUUUGAAGACCGCCCUGAUGGAGCAAGCAGCAUGUCGUUCAAAACGAUGGUCAACACGGCUGCCGUCGGCACGCGUUCGUACAACCCGGUCCAGUUCAAGUUCACAUUUCAUAUCAAGCAGCCACUUCGUCAGGUGAUAAUAUAUUCGAAACCGCAAUGGUCCAUGCCUACUCGGCAAAUUCAUGCCGUCCGACAAUUCGUCACGCAGGCCAAUCACAGGUUGAACGUUGGCACCCUUGAGGUCGACGACAGCGCCGACGUCUCCGUCUCCUUUAAGACGGCGGCAGAGUUCGGAGGCAUUAACGACAUCACGCCCGUGCUCACGUCCUUCAUGAAGGCGCACGCCGGCAUUGGUUUGGACUGCUUCCGUGCGCUUACAGCAAUUAAGGAUGCGGACGUCGAUGUCAACUACGCUCUGGGCAUGAUCGGCAUGGUCGGCCCUACGGGUGAAAUGAGCACCCAAGCUGACGAUAAGCUCUCGGCGAUGCUGUCUGUGUUGUCAGCUCCCGCCUGAUGAGAUAUUAGCGGAGGUUAAGAGCGGCAUGUGUAUAUGUGUACUGGGCUUACAGUUGUGGCGAGCCACACACGCAUACAGUCGAAGGUUUCGGAAAAAGCGCUUGCCGUCUCGGCAUGUAGGUUAUGUGGAGGGCAGUAGCUCGGUGUGUAAUCGUUUGUGUUUAUUCGCUGUGUAUUGUUUCGUUUUUGGUGGUCUGCUUGCGGCGAAUACGGACGCAGUUGUUGCGUUUGGACCCAUCAUCAAGCACACGACGAGUUGUAGGAUCAAGCCCACAAGUUGUAGGAUGAUGACACCAUCGCGGGCUUCUUGUUUAUGUCGAACCAGCACCACGCCUUCUAUGGUGAAGACUUCGCGCGUGGUUUGUUUCUGACAUAGGACAUGUCGAAUGGCCUAAGUCUAACGAGUAUCCAACACAUUUGGUUUUUCUCUGCCUCGCGCAAAGCCAACUGUUGGUAUCAUCGUGGAUUCGAGCACGACGAAACUGUUGGAGGUAUGUACAUAGGGUAGACGGUCCUUUUUUCUGGGAACUACAGCAGUAUGCUGUGUAACCUCGUGAGCUUCUAACGCUACCCCUCACGAAAGCUCGAUACUUCAAAUUCCAGCCAAUAAAUUGAGUACGUAUUAUUUUGAUGAGAGGGUGAGAAGAAUAUGGUCGACCUCGGUUCGCCCUUGAGCUUCCUCGCAACACUACUGAUGCUGU
This is a messenger RNA of Ectocarpus sp. CCAP 1310/34, 2697 nucleotides long. Lineage: Eukaryota; Phaeophyceae; Ectocarpales; Ectocarpaceae. The record is from the annotation of a GenBank genome assembly.